CUUAUUGCUCGCAAACUAUGCGUCGCAUCUAUAGUUGGCCAAACAAUUGAGAGCGCGAGGAUUACAGCAGCUAGUCAGGACACAACACAGGCCUUUCUUGAGCUGUUUGAGCGGACAAGAAUCAAAGUAACCAUGUGGCUCAGAUCACAGGAUAGGCUUUGUGCUAUCUGUAGCGACGGAGUGACGGCUCAUCUGCCAAGGGCGAGUUUGUUUGCUACAGCCCACCACCACCACGAGAGGUUACGCAUAGAUGAAGUUCCCCUGAAGACAUGA
Didymella exigua CBS 183.55 is the source of this 273-nucleotide messenger RNA. RefSeq lists its product as uncharacterized. NCBI's taxonomy places the organism in Eukaryota, Fungi, Ascomycota, Dothideomycetes, Pleosporales, Didymellaceae. The transcript has a single exon. The record is from RefSeq and is a predicted model, not a curated record. The annotation marks the transcript as partial.